Messenger RNA from Entelurus aequoreus (snake pipefish), 612 nucleotides. RefSeq names its product small integral membrane protein 26-like. Gene Ontology annotation, cellular component: mitochondrion. The record is from RefSeq and is a predicted model, not a curated record. The coding region runs from base 124 to 414 and encodes 96 amino acids. The transcript is spliced from 2 exons. NCBI's taxonomy places the organism in Eukaryota, Metazoa, Chordata, Actinopteri, Syngnathiformes, Syngnathidae.
UAAGGUUGCUUGCCAACCGCCAUUAAACCAGAGAAGAAGAAGACUGUCAUUGCAGUGUCCCAGUACGCUGUAGCUAAUGCCAGGAUACACAUCUACACAAGAAAACACGCUGAAAUUACCGUCAUGACGUUGGACGAUGUUCAAAGGUGGCACAAACGUCUAUCUGCGGUUUAUGCUUUGGGCGUGGGCAUCAUGAUCGGCUCAUACGGAUAUUAUCGUUACACAGGACGCCACGACCCCCCAAUUCAGAUGGAAGAGGAGAUUCCAGACGAAUCAAAUCCGAAAAAUGUUUUCCACAAGACUGCUCACACCAAGACCAUUAUCAUUUACAAGAAGGACUUUGUUCCUUACACUACAAGGAUCUAUAAUUUUGUCCAGUCAUUCAUCGGUGGUCCUGGGAGUGGAGACAGUUGAAAAAAAAGAUGGACAAAGUGGACUUGUGUGGAAGAAAUGCUAAUGAUGCACUAUGGAUGUAUAACUUGCUUUCUGAUGUCCAACUCAAAAAAAUGCUUGUUGUGUCCUGUUGUCUGCUAAAUUCAAAUCAAGAAAUAUGCUGUAAUGUUUCUAUCCACACAUACAGAUGUAGGUAAAAUCAUGACAAAUAAAUGACUU